Messenger RNA from Anopheles funestus (African malaria mosquito), 5869 nucleotides. Its product is annotated as probable serine/threonine-protein kinase cdc7. The record is from RefSeq and is a predicted model, not a curated record. Gene Ontology annotation, biological process: regulation of transcription by RNA polymerase II. Gene Ontology annotation, cellular component: nucleus. The transcript has 8 exons. NCBI's taxonomy places the organism in Eukaryota, Metazoa, Arthropoda, Insecta, Diptera, Culicidae. The coding region runs from base 1110 to 4196 and encodes 1028 amino acids. Gene Ontology annotation, molecular function: protein binding.
CUCACGUACGCUAAUGAGGUGCUUCCGAUAUGCGACUUUCGAUGUUUAAUGUUUGCUCUCGGUGCGUUCGUCGUACGUCGUAGGCGUGGGAAAGUGCAUCGUCGCACGUUUUUGUUUUGUUCGGUGUGGGGUCAUUGUCGAUUUAUUGUCAGACCGGUGUUAUCAGUGGAUCCCGCUACAAUACACCACGCUGAUCGUAGGGUUAGUUUUGGGGAAGGGAGGACGCGCAUCAUAUCCUUCAUGAUCUUUUGUGGGCCCCGUAGAGGGGUUCAACAUGCGAGAGAUAUGCUGCGAUACUGGCGCAGGGAGGCAAAAACAACACGCCGUUUAAAAAAAAAGAAAUGCAUCGAAAAACAUUCGCACAGCAAUGUGUCGGAAUGAGAGAAUAUCCGUUUCAGUUAAUGGUGAGAAUAGCACACAAGAAGCCGGUCCGAGGGGAACCGGCUUGUUCGCUAGCAAACCGUUCUAACAUCGUGAACAUUCGUACAGGGAUUCCGUGCUGGUGGCUGAUUCUAACCUUGUGAACUGGUUUAAAGUUAUUCGAAUUAGCGUGCGAGUAAGUGGGAAAAGAAACAAUAGAAUUUUCACCCUUCCCCCAGGGCAAAGAUAUUAAGUUAAACCGAUCGUGCAUCGUUGUAAUUGAUGAAGAAAGGAUAAAAAUAAGUGUAUACAAGGAAUGUGAGAAAAAAAUGUGUCGGCUCAUGUGUAGUCUCAGUGAUUCCGUAGCGAUGUUACCACUUGGACUGUCGUCUCCUAGAGGACAAUAGACUGAGGUGGUUGCUGCCGUGUUGCUACAAGUUUACUGUUUCAACGUUCCAUCGUUGUGAUCUGCGAGCGUGAGUGCAAAGUGCAACGGAUAAGAGAUCUUCAGCGGCAAAGUCCGAAGAAGCUUACGAGCUAAAAAAAAUCAAUUAGAACGAGUGUCGAGUUUAACACAGUGCCAGAAGUGAACAGUGACAGUUAUAACGUGCAGGUGGUAAUAUAAAUUGAAGUUCCGUGUCUGCAAUAGAAGCAGAGUUAUAAAAGGUUAAUAAUAAAGAAUAUAAAAAAAAGAAACGUGAAAGUUUGCAAACGAACGAGCGUAUGUGUGUUGAAGGGGCAUUCGGAAGAUGUCGCAACAGUUGAACGCAGCCAGUCACGGUAAUACUAUGCACGGUAGUAUUGCGAACAGUAUCGGAACGAACAAUAGUAUCGCCUGCAGUAUGGGCAAUAACAUCCCGAACAAUCUGACCACUUGUGCUACCAUCCCCAACAGUAUGAUCGCCACCAUGUCCAGUCCGGCUGGCAAUGCAUCGAACGGUCCGACCAGUAACGGCAACAGCAACAGUGGUACCGGUGCUAAUGGCAGCAGCAAUGGACCAUCAUCGACUCCGGCCACCCCGACCAACAAUUGCCAGUCAAUCCGUUACUGCUGGGAAGCUGAUAAAGUUAAGACUCUGAUUCGUCUGCGUGCAGAACUCUCGCCUCUCUUUACUGGCAAACGCAAUGCAUCGAAAUAUGCUUGGGCUGUGGUCGAACGAGAACUCAGCGUGCCUUUACCGAUUUCGAAAAUCAUCAAAAAAUGGAACAAUCUGCUACAGGAAUACAAGGCGAUCAAAAUGUCGGAAGAACCGAAGCGUCGCGAGUGGCCAUUCUUCAACCUGAUGGAUGUGUACUUCAGCGAUCAGGUGAACGAUCCGACGCUGCGUCUCUUCUCCUCGACCAAGCGGUUCGAUUCGGACACACUGGACGAUGCACAGUUCGAUGACGAGAUCAUGAACUCGACGGCUGCGGCCGCCAUUGCUGCUGCUGCCGCUGCUUCGGCUGCCGCUGCCAACGCCGCUAGUCAACACAAGAUCAAGAACGAGCUGAUCGCGAGCCAUGGGCAUAGUGGUGGCAGUAUGCUGGACAUAUCCGACAUCAUCGGUGACGAGCACGGUGAAUCGAAGUUCGAUCAAUUCAAGCGAGAAAUCGUGCUGAGUCAAAUCCAGGAAAUUACACGCGCCGGUAGCGGUGGUGGCGGUGGAGGUGGCGGAGGCGGCCGCAAGGAGAAGAACAACAACAAUAAGGAUCAUCACAACAACAACAGCAACAACAAUAACAACAAUACCAACAAUAGUGCGAACAACAGCAGCAACAAUAAUAGUAGCAGCAGCAACAACAAUAACAACAACAGCAGCAGCAACAACAGCAACAACAACAACCAUUCCACUAGCAACAGUGGAAGCAAUGCCAACGGUACGGGUCACAACGGAACCGGGGUGGGCAAUGGUGGUAACGGAAAUGCGUCGCUCGAGAGCAAACACAAGCUGAUGGAAUCGCUGAACCUGAGCCCGGGCGGAAGUCACCUGACGACGAGUGGGGUCAGCUCGCUCAGUACGACCAGCAGCAGCAGUUCCGCUCGAGAUGAGGCGAGCAGCCUCAACAGCAGCCCGACGAGUCAUAUGAGCAGCGGUCCGACCAAUGGACCGUGUGGUCCGGAGAUGCGCAAAAUGUCCAACGGCCCUACGGCGGACUUUAGUGCACUGCUUGCGGCGGCCAACAGCCACACGAACGGUACGCUGCACAGCAACAGUAGCGCACUCAGCAGCACCGAUCGGGACACGGACUAUGAUGAUUAUGCCGAGCGGAGCAGUCUGUACGACGGUGGUAACAAUCAUCUGAAGAGUCUCAAUCAGAAGCUGCUCCAUCAGAUGAACGAACAUCACAACAUCGAUCAGUACCUUUUAUCUUGGCGCGGCUUCCAUGGCAACAUGUGCAAAGGUUUCCACAGUCUACAGCGGGACGGGCAGAUGGUGGACGUGACGAUUGCGGCCGGUGGCAAGAUUUUCAAGGCACACAAGCUCGUUCUGUCCGUGUGCAGUCCAUACUUUCAGAAGAUCUUCCUCGAGCAUCCAUCGCAGCAUCCGAUACUGUUCAUGACCGAUGUCAACAGUCACCAUAUGGCUGGGCUGUUGGAUUUCAUGUACAGCGGACAGGUUAACGUCAAGUACGAGGAUUUGCCCAACUUCCUGAAGGUGGCAGAAGCGCUUCAGGUUAAAGGGCUUCAUGGCGAGAGUACCAACGACUCGGAGGAGCGAGAUUAUCAGCAGCAGCAACAUCAGCACGCUCUACGGUUGCAGGAACAGCAGCGAUUAUAUCACCAGCAACAGCAGCAGCAACAGCAACAGCAGCAACAACAUCAGCAACAGCAGCAGCUGCAUCAACAGCAGCAACAACAGCAGCAACAGCAGAAGCUAGCUCAACAGCGCCAGCAGUUGCUGCAGGUGGCACAGCAGCAAGCACACGCCCAAGCACAGCAGCAGCAUCAGCAGCAGCAACAACAGCAACAAGCGGCAGCAGCCGCCGCUCAGCAGCAAGCCGCCGCCGUUGCAGCCGCCGUCGCCCAUCAGCAGCAACAGUUCCAGCAUCAUCGCAAUAACUUCAAGGAGCUAAUGAAGGCGAAGCAUGCGGCCGCUGCCGUAGUGCUGAACGAGGACUACCUCAACAACAACGCGGUCAAUGCGAACAACAACAACAGCCUGGCCAACAACAACAACAACAAUGGCAGCAAUGGUAAUACGAACGGACCCCUCUCACCAUACGCCAGCAAGAAGAUGCUCGACACGCAAAAGUACCAAAAGUACUACUCGAAGCGAAAGCUCGUACAGCAGUACGAGCAGGAGAUGCGGGCCGAAAAGCGUAAGCUGGGCAUCGAGGAUGUGAUACAGGCGGCAGCAGCAGCGAACGCACUUAACCUUCGCCUCAACAAUGGUGGCAGUCCGAUCGGUUCUCCGACGGCGGUAGCUGCAGCGGCAGCAGCUGCAGCCGCUGCCCUUAAUCCACCCGGAACGCCAACGAACGGUGGUACCAGUACGGAUGAUGAACAGCAGCAACAGCAGCAGCAGCAGCAACAGCAGCAUGGCCAGCAGACACCGGUUCUGUUGCAGAACAUCAAAUCGGAACCACAGUUCGACGAUGAGGAUGAAGGUAUGGAAGUCGAUCAGGAUAAUAACAACUCGCUGAAUGCCGCGAACGCUAACACGGCGCACAACAACAACAACAACAAUGAUGAUGAUUAUUACGGGCAACAUGACCAGGGCGUGAUAACGACGGGCAAUGGCAAAACGAUCAAACAUUCCAUUCUCGAGCCAAAUAUAGUAUUAAAACAGAGUGACGAAUGUCUUACGACCAACAAUCAAACGGGUAGCCUGAAUCUAUGCAAAAACGUCAGCUAAUCGGUGUGCCGCAUUCGAACCGAUCCACGGCCGCAGGAAACAGAUCCCACCCGUCCAGGGAAUGGCUGAGCAAGGCUAGUAGUUUGUGGAUGAGAUCAGGUGUCUCUCACGGGCAAGCGUCGACAAGGAUAAUCAGGAAAGAAGGGGCGCAAUUCGGUAUGCAUGACUGCGAAUUGAAGCGGUAGACUGUAGAUAGACCCUAAGUAAAGACUAACGUGUAAGCUAACUUAUUUAUUGCUGUGUAUGCGUGUGUGGUAUGUAUGUGUGCGCAUGUGCGCAUUGGUACGACUGUGACUGUGUAUGUAAUUGAGGCUGCCUUCCACGUGAGGCAAGUAAGCCACAGGCUGUUUGGUUAGUAGCGAAGCGUCUUGAAACGAUCGUUUCCUUGUGGUAAUUAGUUGAUUGAUUGAUCGAUCGUCACACACCGGUUGGGGAACCGAUCAUAUUUAGCAGAGGAUAUAUACAUAAGAGUACACGUCCCAAUACGAUCGGUGUGUACUGUAGCGAGGGUUGUUUAUUUGUUUUGUUUUGUUUUGCGAUCGAGUAAAUAUGUUGGCUAUAGUUAUCUAUUAUUGAACACUGUCACCUGGACCCGAAUUUGUUCAGAAUGAUGUGUAGAAUGUUUGACUGGUUGAAUAUUUAGUAUUUAGUGUAACAUUUUGUUUUUCUUCUGUGUACCAUUUUCUUUAAUUAUUUACCAUCUUUUGUGUUGUUACUGAUUUCUGAACUUAGCUUAACUUUCCGUUCGGCUCUCAUACACAGCAGUCCAAAAUGUAGGGAAAUCUUUUUAGUUGUCUAGAUACGUUUUUUUGUUUUGUUUUCGUUUUUUUGCAUAUAGCGUUUGUUUUUUUUUUCUUUUUGGUUCAAACUUCAACUUUGUGUAAUAUCAUUUGGCGUUUGUGGGGAACUUACUGUCUUACCUACUUUUGUAUAACCGUACGUUACUGAUUUGUAUUCUAAUAAUUCAGGGGUUUAUUUAUUAUCGUACACGUGUCUCUGUUCCGGCAUCCUAAUGUGUAAUAACUUGCUAGCGCUAUCGUUGUUGAUUAUUUCUUAAAGAACAUAUAAUGCAUGCAUAUGAUAGUGAUUGGUACGUGGCGCAAAAGAAUAUGGCAUUGCCAACAUCCAAGAACAGUGUGAACUUAAUUUAUAUGAUGUUAUCGAAAUAAAAAAAAAACGACAUUUAAAAAUAUACAGAAAACAUCCAUACAAACACACACAAAAAAAACAGAUACACACACACACUCAUUAUUAGUCAUGUAAGUCACUCAAUAUUGUAUAAGCGUAUGAAAAAAAAAACUUUCCGGAAGCUGCCCGGUUGUUUGUGUCUAGCUGAUAAACCGACCUGUGUACGCAUGAAUUGUGGUUCAUCAAACAAAAGCUAAAAAGAACGAACAAACAUUUAAGAACAAAAAAACUCAAACACAAUAACACAAGCCAGUAUAAAGUAUGGCUAGUGGUUGAAAGUAAAACAAAUAGCGAGCUCAGGUGUUCUCAAUUCUAGUUGUUUGGUGUUUUUAAUGAAACAAAAAGAAAAAAAUGCCCCAACUUAAGGGAAAUAAGCAAAACGUCCAGCUCUAAGGGGAAACGGUUUUGUGUAUCGGAAUAGUGAGCCUCCAGGAUGGCCCGAAUAUAUUGUUUUUUUGUUUUAGACCAACCGGCAGCAGAGAGAG